Messenger RNA from Coregonus sp. 'balchen', 11392 nucleotides. The record is from the annotation of a GenBank genome assembly. Lineage: Eukaryota; Metazoa; Chordata; Actinopteri; Salmoniformes; Salmonidae.
GUUAAAUUCAAAACCAACAACUGCUUUGACGCUUUAUAGCUGGCAUCUUAAAAUUGGACGUGAACAACUAUAGUAGCUACACGGUACAGUAGGUUUGUUGUAAAUUAACAAUGUAAUAUGUUUGCUACGUUUUAACAUGAAUGUGUUCAACUUAACAAGCUGGCUAAGUUAAUUAUCUAACAUUACCGAUUGACUUGCGACACAUCUAACGUUAACUAUUCUUGCUAACGUUAGCUAGCUAAGUAUUUUAAUUGUCAUUCAUUCAGUGUAUUAGGAAACGUGGCUAGUUAAGUCGAUUUUUGUAUUUAUCCUUCACACAUCGAGUGCUCUUAUCAAUGUGAACGACGAUUACUAACUAGCCAGUUAACGUGUUUCUGUCAAUGUAUUUGUUUCAUAACUGACGGCGAAGAUGGAGCCGCCUGAUGCUGCUUCAAGGAUGGAGUGAGUGACAUGUUUGUUGAUGGCCUCAUUGUAGUUCACUAACUUUCCAAUUUUAUUAAUCCAGGAAAUUAACCCAGGAAAUGCUUUGAAAUUAUCGCUGGCCAUGACCCCACUCUCCGAGGGUGUCUUAGGGGGAGUGGGAUAUGCAAAAAAUAAAAUAAUAUCCCAAUUCACACGUGUAUAAUACACACUUGUACAUGUGUGAAAUAGGACAAAUGUAAGCACCCACCUAAUUAUUAUUGUUACGUUUCUCCAUGUGUAUUUCAAGUAUAGCGUUAAUAUUACUAGGUACGUUAACUGCUUGGGUUUGUUUUCUAAAUUGCAGCAGUGAUCAUGUUGGAUCCUCCAAACGGCGUAUUUCUUCGGUUAGUACAGCAGUUACUCAUAAAACUAUUUAGUUAGCGGGUGUUUUGUCUACCAUUUCAACAGAACGUCUCCUGAAGUAAUAUUUUAUCUACAUCUAAUCAGAUCCUGAAAGUUCCACGGACAUCUAUCAAAUUCACUGGCCCAGAGCUAGAGGAGAGUCGGGUAAAGACUAAAUAGAUAGCAGUUGGGGAACUUCUGAAUGUCUCUGACAUGUCACUUGACUGAAAAUGUAUUGUUGUCUUCACAAGGUGGAGGUUGUCAAGCCAGUAGAGAAGAGGAUCUCCAGAAGAGUCAGUUUCGCCACUUCCAAUGAUGUUCUACUGUUUUCAAAGUAAAACAUUUUUGCUGUGCCACAUUUUGAAUUUAAACUACAAUACCACGAAAAUAACAAACUCUUAUAAACAAUGUUAUUACCUUUGAUUAUCAGAGAUGUGAAGAAUGUCUCCCCUGUCCGGAGUCCUCUACAAAACCUCACAACUAGUAAGUAAGCCUACUGUAUGCUUGAGACAUUUUGCAUGUAUUUUCUUCUCAAUGUAGAGCAUAUGAUGCUUCACAUUACUGCUUAUUUAAGUGAGGCGACUGUCACAAAUGUCUUUGUGUUUCACAUUGGCUGAACUGUUUUACGUGACUUGUUUUGCUAUUGCUAAAGAGUGAAAAUGUGACAAUAGAAACUCUGUUACAGUGAGUGCGAUUGGGUUUUUUACUUUCAUUUUAUCCAACCUUUCAAUAAUGUCCAUGUUUUUUAAUGUAAUGUAUUUACAACUGACAUGCAAUUUGAUUUAACAGCGGCAGAAAACAUGAUCAUUCAUACGGGUUCCAUUGAUGGGGCUCAACCAAUCACAGGUAGGCCUAAAAUCUAGUUAUCAAGUAGAUUUUCUGUGUGCGUUCUCAGGUAGGUGCUGUAUAAUGCACCCAGUGACCACCAAGAUGCCUUUAACUGUUAUGCACCUUCAUUUGUAAAUGUAGGCAUGGAAACCUUGUUGAAUGCUCCCCUCCAUGUUUCACAACAAAGAAAUAAGGUAAGCUAUGACUGAGAAAUGUGAUUAUUCUUUAAAUUAGUCUUUCAAUUGGUGUAACUACAUUCAUCCAAUGUUUAUAUAGGUACUUAGACAUUCAUAACAAUACAAUUAUAAUAUGAAUAGUAUUUUAACUAUUGCCAAAAACCUAGGUACAUUGACAAUUUUUUCAUUGACCUUACCAGUGCACUUCUUACUGUGUUAAUCAAUGCUGCUGUGGACUUUGUCAUUCAUGAGACGCUAAAGUAAUUGUUUCUCCUAAUAGGAAAAUGUCAUGUUCAACCAGGAUGAUUAUGGGGAGAAAACAAUGAUGUUCACAGGAGAGGACACAGCAUUUAUGGAUAUGACUCACAGUCACACAAUACUCAUCGCCAAUGAUUCAGAAUCAUCAGUUGUUCUGCCACAUGAAAGCAAUGUGACUACACCUACCUGUGGAAACAUGGAUUUUACUUUUUCAGUGAAGAAAAGUAAAACUGGGUGUUUUCAGGACUCAACAGAGAAUUCUGCCCUCUUUAAAAACCCUUCCACCUCAGACAGAGGUAUAGAUCCAGAGUUUGAAAAUUUCCUUGCCAGUAUAACAAAGUCAAGUGGCUCCAUGGGUAAUCCAAUAACUCCCAAAUCCUCAACUACUGUGGCAUUCCACAGAGCUGCAUCCCCUCCAGAAAAAACGGACAACAGACGUUUCCUUGCUGCGCUCAAUGCGCGCAGGUCAGGAGUUGAUAAAGAGAAUCAGGUUCCAGCUUUGUCGACAACACGGAGAGACUGUACAGUGGGCUCAAUUAUCCCUCAAAGGCAAGGGCCUCAGUUCAUGAAUAUGUCUACGAUGCAAACUGAACAAGAUCAUAUGGAUCUGACAAAAAGCCAUACAACUUUGAUAGAUGGCAAAGGAGUUUUUCAGUGUGUGCAAACUGUAAGCUCUGAAGAGCAACGGCUUAGAGGAAGCACUUUCAGCCAGGUAUCUGUCUCUACUGAUCCAGAUGAAAUGGAGUUGACCAGGAGCCAAACUGUUGCCAUUGACUCCAAAGCCAUUGGGAUGAUUGGCCCUAAUCCCUCUCUGAAAAAAGAAAGGAGAAGUGUGGCCUUCACAUCAGAUCCCAAUAUAACCCAGAUCUUCUCAGGUGAUGACCAUGGUAUGGAGAUAACUGCAGCUCUCAAUGUUCCUCUCCGGGAGAAUGUGUGUGCUCCGACCAAGAAAGGUGAAUCAUCACCCUGGAUGUUUCCCCCGGAAAACAGAAUCUCCUCCUUUCAGUCAAAUCAACAGACCUUUCAUAGCACCUCCUACCCAUACUCUGAUGACAUGGAGAUGACAAGAUGUCAAACCGUUGCCAUUGAUUCCAAAAGUGUAGGCCUAAUGGAAAUUCCCUUACUAGGGAAUACAAGGAAAAGUUUGUCCUGCAUGCCAUCUUCUCAGAGAGGUGUGUUUUUGUCAGACUGUAAUGGUAUGGAUCUGACAGAGGCCCUCACUGGAAAUAUUGUGUCAAACAGCCAUACAGCAAUUAAUGAGCCACUACAGCGCUUGUUCCCCACACCAGAGAUGUCCCUUCACUCUGAUCGGAGUACCAACAUGGAGAUGACUUCAGGACAGAGACGUAAUAAAGAAUGGGAACCUGCAUCCUCUGAUCCUAAUGACAUGGAAAUCACAAAAAGCCUAACUGCUGUAAUUGAUUCCAAAUAUUGUGUGAUGGAGAAGCCUUCUCUUUGCAAAUCCAAGACCAAGUUUGACCUUGGUCUAUCCUAUGUGCCACCAUCUAUGGAAUGUGGCAAUUUCUCAGACGAUGCUAACAGUGUGGAGAGGGCGCUGGAUCAGGUAAAAGGCAGCGCGAUCAGUGUUUCCGUAGCCAUAUCGGAUCCUGAUGACAUGGAAAUAACUAGAAGUCAAACUGUUGCCAUCGACACCAAAAGCCUCAAUGUUGUCAAUCACAUGCAAAACACUACAAGGAAAAGUAUAUCCUUCGUGUCAGCUUCCAACAGACCAAGUCGUAUAUCAGAGGAUGACUGUGGUAUGGACAUGACCAAAUCUCUCACUGUGUCUAUAGAUCAUAGAAAUGAUCUGAAUGUGACAGAUGAGACCACUGGCAGAUUGCUCCCCAUAACAAAACACCAAAAGGAAACAUUUGAGAAGAGCCUGAUUAGAGCAGAAAUUAGUACAGAUGACAUGGAAAUCACAAGGAGCCAAACUGGGGUCAUUGACACCAGAGGUUUUGGUGUCGCAACUCCUUCACUCCAAGGUGGAAGAGGAAGAUUUGUCAGCUUUUUGGAUUCAAAUAAAACACUUAUUGGGGAAGACGACAAUUGUAUGGAGAUGACUCAAGCUCUCACUGCACAGAUAUUAGCAAAUGUGUCACAUUCUGCCCAUGGGGAUGAGACCUUGGCUAGGACGUCCACAAUCUCAAAGACACAUUUCACUGGAGAAAAGGGCAAUCAUUUUGUGGGAGUGGGUCACAAAACCGAUCAACAUCGGUCAUCGGAUUCAGAUGAUAUGGAUAUGACGAGAAGUCAGACCGCUGUAAUUGAGUCUGAAAACAUUAAGAUGGGGAAUCGUGACCCUUUCAGAGCAAGGCAAUGUUUAUCCAGUGUGAGUAAGACCCUGCAGAUGGUUCCUCACUCAGAGCAGAGUGCACAUGGUGAGAUUAUGUUUCAGUUAGGUGUUGAAAGCCUCUGCAGUAGAAAGGCACCUAGAUCUUCUGACUCUGAUGAAAUGGAACUGACAAGGAGCCAGACUGUUGCAAUUGAAUCCAAAGUUAUUAACAUGACGUUUUCCCCCGAAACAAAAGCUCCAUUAGGGAAUGUGACAAAGGUGUCAAUUAAUCAGGCAAGUGAUAUGGAAGUGAAAAGAGUAGUAGAAGCGACACGUUGUAGAAAUAAUCCUGUAGCUGUACCCUCUAACCUGGAGGAGAAGAAAAUGGCCAGAGACGAAACUGAAAUGUUUUCUGAGGAUCAUGAAAUGGAGAUGACCAAGGCUGUCACAACGCAAAUUGAACAACAUGCACCUACCAAUGUGAAAGAUGUGAAGGGCACUUCAUCCACCACAAAUGCAAUUUCCUUGUGUCUACCUGAGGGUCAUCCUAGAGAAAUCCCCACUAACCUUACAGAACACUUUGACCUAAAGGGAUUGGCAGACAGAAAGGAUCCUGAUCUGAAAGAUGAAGACUGCUCCUUUAUUCCUAACAAACCAGAAAGCUCUCCCAUUGCCUCUUCAGUCUCAAAAGAAGAUGAUAACGUACUUUCCAAGAAUGCUAAGACCAGGCGAAUGAGUUUGGCAGAUCUGCAGUUGAAACUUAAUCAUAUGAGCCGCAUGAUAAAUGAAUCCACUGAAGUGAUGGGUAGCUGCACUGCACCUUUAUCUCACCUGGCGAGGACCUCCGACAAACACGGUGUAGAGACAGAAUCCUUAACAGCUGUAGACUACGGGUCUAAAACCAUGGGAUUAAUGACUGAGAAACCAGCAAGCGUUGAAUUGGAGGACCAUAUUCACAAUGACAAACCUAAAAUGACUGCUCCUUUGAAAUUGAGGAGUAAAUGCCUUGCAUCACGACUGUCAUUUGGUGGUUUCCUGCCCAAACUCCCACAAAUGGCUAAACCCUCUGAAUCAAACCAGACUGAGUCCAAUAGCGUGACAGAUUUUGCGAAACUUCUGAAGAAGAAUAGCUUGGGUGGCACUCAUGAACUGAGGAGCAACAUCUUGAUGGACAACAUUGAUGAUGAAGUGCUUCCAGACAUUAGCAGUGAAGAGGACUUAUCAGAAACUGUGGACACAAAGUCUCCUCAGAGGGUCGACGUCAAGGAAAAUAUUUUCCAAGGCAAGGUGAUUGAGGAUGUUGUGGAGCAUGAGGUCUUUAAAGAGCCAGUCCUAACUGUUACCCAAUGUCAGAAGAGAUCCCUGCCAGAAGAGGGCCAUGAAGACUCCAUGGACGAGGUAAAGAGGAGUAAGCCAUCAACAGAAAACAUCAGAGAAAUGGUAAAUGCUCAGUUCUUUUCAUUUAAUCAGUUAACAUUGAUUUUGUUAAAUGUAAUCAAUACGAUUUAAUAGAUUUGUCUGUUUUCACAUUUUAUCUUGACAGAUGCCACCUACACAGGUAGUUCAGUGGGACAGUAACUGUACAGGAGCUGCAGCUGAUGGCUCCAGCAGCAACUCCAACCUCCGAUGUGAGGGCACAUUUGAGUCGUCAAGUGAGUUAUGAGGAGCUUUUACUUCUCAUUUCUGCUGUCUCACUCAAACAUUCGUUAUCCCCUUGUCUGUCUUAAUCCCUUUUCAAGUGCAUAGUCUAGGUUAGGUAGGCAAUACUAACUUCAUGCCAUUUUCCAGCUUACAGACAAAGCCAAUUCGAGUCCCAGCUUGAGGACACCGGGGACUACACAUUUGAUGUACGGAAGGUAUGUCAACAACUCCCUUUUACAUUUACUUUUCCUGUUAACAUUUCCGCUAUACUGUGUUUUCACUGCUCUUUCACAUUUAAUUUCAGAAACUCCAAGAAGGCACCGUUACAGUGGCAGAGUUCCUGAAACUCUUCAGCAUCGACUUUGUCAUCCAUAAACCUCGACAGAGUAUUCUGCCUGCGAGAGUAAAUCUUGAACCUUUGUCUUUAGAAUUGUAUUUUGCACAAAACAAAUGUACUAAUCACUUUUGAGGAAUUAUUACAAAGGAUAAUACUUAUACUCACAAUAAAUAUACAGUGGGGGAAAAAAGUAUUUAGUCAGCCACCAAUUGUGCAAGUUCUCCCACUUAAAAAGAUGAGAGAGGCCUGUCAUUUUCAUCAUAGGUACACGUCAACUAUGACAGACAAAAUGAGGGAAAAAAAUCCAGAAAAUCACAUUGUAGGAUUUUUAAUGAAUUUAUUUGCAAAUUAUGGUGGAAAAUAAGUAUUUGGUCACCUACAAACAAGCAAGAUUUCUGGCUCUCACAGACCUGUAACUUCUUCUUUAAGAUGCUCCUCUGUCCUCCACUCGUUACCUGUAUUAAUGGCACCUGUUUGAACUUGUUAUCAGUAUAAAAGACACCUGUCCACAACCUCAAACAGUCACACUCCAAACUCCACUAUGGCCAAGACCAAAGAGCUGUCAAAGGACACCAGAAACAAAAUUGUAGACCUGCACCAGGCUGGGAAGACUGAAUCUGCAAUAGGUAAGCAGCUUGGUUUGAAGAAAUCAACUGUGGGAGCAAUUAUUAGGAAAUGGAAGACAUACAAGACCACUGAUAAUCUCCCUCGAUCUGGGGCUCCACGCAAGAUCUCACCCCGUGGGGUCAAAAUGAUCACAAGAACGGUGAGCAAAAAUCCCAGAACCACACGGGGGGACCUAGUGAAUGACCUGCAGAGAGCUGGGACCAAAGUAACAAAGCCUACCAUCAGUAACACACUACGCCGCCAGGGACUCAAAUCAUGCAGUGCAAGAUGUGUCCCCCUGCUUAAGCCAGUACAUGUCCAGGCCCGUCUGAAGUUUGCUAGAGUGCAUUUGGAUGAUCCAGAAGAGGAUUGGGAGAAUGUCAUAUGGUCAGAUGAAGCCAAAAUAGAACUUUUUGGUAAAAACUCAACUCGUUGUGUUUGGAGGACAAAGAAUGCUGAGUUGCAUCCAAAGAACACCAUACCUACUGUGAAGCAUGGGGGUGGAAACAUCAUGCUUUGGGGCUGUUUUUCUGCAAAGGGACCAGGACGACUGAUCCGUGUAAAGGAAAGAAUGAAUGGGGCCAUGUAUCGUGAGAUUUUGAGUGAAAACCUCCUUCCAUCAGCAAGGGCAUUGAAGAUGAAACAUGGCUGGGUCUUUCAGCAUGUCAAUGAUCCCAAACACACCGCCCGGGCAACGAAGGAGUGGCUUCGUAAGAAGCAUUUCAAGGUCCUGGAGUGGCCUAGCCAGUCUCCAGAUCUCAACCCCAUAGAAAAUCUUUGGAGGGAGUUGAAAGUCUGUGUUGCCCAGCGACAGCCCCAAAACAUCACUGCUCUAGAGGAGAUCUGCAUGGAGGAAUGGGCCAAAAUACCAGCAACAGUGUGUGAAAACCUUGUGAAGACUUACAGAAAACGUUUGACCUGUGUCAUUGCCAACAAAGGGUAUAUAACAAAGUAUUGAGAAACUUUUGUUACUGACCAAAUACUUAUUUUCCACCAUAAUUUGCAAAUAAAUUCAUUAAAAAUCCUACAAUGUGAUUUUCUGGAUUUUUUUUCCUCAUUUUGUCUGUCAUAGUUGACGUGUACCUAUGAUGAAAAUUACAGGCCUCUCAUCUUUUUAAGUGGGAGAACUUGCACAAUUGGUGGCUGACUAAAUACUUUUUUUCCCCACUGUAGGUACUAAAUACAGAUUUUCCACUCCUUAUAGAUUGUGUCAGAUCUGGAUCGCAAAACAGAGGACUUGUUAAUCGAGAAGCAUAUCAACCGUCCCAAACAGAGGGUGUAUGAGACAGACUGCCAGAUACUCACAGAAAUGGUGGAGGGGUAUGUUUAAUUAUACAUGUCAUUGCCAACUCAUUCUCACGCUUUACAUAGCAUUUUAUUUCAUGUAGCAUGUUCAUCCCUUUGGUGUACUUUCUGAUUUCAGGUUGAAAGCACAUCUGAGAGACCAAGACAAUCUUCUGAAAAGUGUUAAUGGAACACUUUGGGAGGCGGUGAAGGGCUUUUCAGAUGAAGAGGUAUUUAACUUUCUGCCUGUCUCCCUGUCUUUUUAUUUUCUUUGGAUAUUUGUUGAUUUUCCUCUUGCUAUUUCCAGUCAAAGUUUGAUGCAGAAAUGAUCCAUUUGGACAACCCAUCUUGAUGUUGUGGCUUAUUUUCCCUAGUUGCUGCUUUUUGGUGCCAAGUUGAAAGAGAGGAUGACAUUCUUCAGAAAGAGAAGCAAAGUCCGAUCUCAUGAAAUGAAAGCCGUUUUGUACUCCAACCUUGUGCACACAACUCGGGUAAGACCCUUGAUGAGAACGAGAAUCCCUUCACUAUGUUGCUAGUAACCUUUGACUGAAAAAGACAUAUGCUUACCACAUUUGUGUGUGUAACUCGCCUAAUAAACUGUUUCAUUGAUGUCCCAUUACAUCUUCACAGGAGGCACAACAUAACUUGAGAGGAAAUAUUGAGAAGACAGAUCAAUGUCUGAAAGACCUUGAUGAAUGUCUACAUGACUUGGAAGCUGGUAUAUUGGAUUUUAGUUAAUCUCCUUUAGACCCUUUAGUAUUCUCUAUUGUAAUUCAAUUUGAACCAAGGGACCUAAUAUUAUUUUUCACAAUGCAUGCUUGUCAUCCUCUUAAGAUAAUUGGGUUAUUGGAGGUGGGAAUCGAUUAAGAAUUUUCAGAGGUUUUGUCAUGCUUCUUUUGUCUUCUGUUUGCCACAGAACUUGCAGCUGUGGAGGGCACCGGGGUAGAGGACAGUGAGCUGACCUUGAAAGCAAGGCAGCAAGGUAACAUAUGACGCCACAAUCUUCUGUUUCUUUUUGGUUCACUUUUUUAUUUAUUAAUCAAUGGUGUGCUUGCUAUUUGACAUGUUAAUGUUGAAUUAUGUUCUAUCAGGGUUGGAGAAUGUCAACAAAGCAAUUGCUGAAGGUGAAAGGUAAGUCUACAUUGCUUGACUCAUAAUUUAGUGCAAAUAAAUUGGAUUUAGUCCAUUUCAGUUUUUCUUUGUCGUCGCCAGAGCUACGGUCUCUAUAGAGAUUUUAAUUUGUAUGACUUUACUCACUUCCGCUGGAUGUGCAGAGAAAUGGAAACCAUUUGUUUUUCUCCACAGGCAAAUGUGUGAAUUGAAACUACAGAAGAUAAACUCUGUGGACAAAGUGGACAGACUCCGAAAGGAAACUCUGGAACUUGAGAACCACAUUGCCAUGCUGGAUAGGUCAGUUUCUCAUUUUCCAGACAGGGAUACAUUUUUCCCCCCCCUGCAUAUACGCCUACCAUUCCAUUCAACUUUGAAUUUCAAUUUUUGCCUCUUUUGGUUUCAGAGUGAAUGAAUGGAAGUUUGGGCAGAAAGAUGACAGGAAGAGCAUCUACAGCUUUCUCUAUGAGUCCUUGCUGUUGGAGGUGCAGUUUGAGAAACCUAACGGUAAGAUGUAGUGAUUAUAUAUUUUCAUUGAUAGUAUAACUUUCCUUGCACCCAAGGUGCUAGUAUGUUUAUAGUAGUUUUGCUCUGCAGUUUCUUUCAAAGGGUUGCAUUAAGACAAGUGAUUUUCUUUAAGAUCAAUGAUUUUCAAUGCUUUGCUCUCUUAUUUAGGAGGAGAGGUCUGUGAACAGACUGAGCGUAACAUCAUGGACAUCACAUUUCAACGUCAAAUGGAUGGUGGGGAGAAAUUAAGCUCUGACACUUUAAUGUAGAAUCUUUUCUUGGUUCUCGCCACACACAGGACUCUUGCCAACUCACCUUUCUUUCUUACAGAUGAAAAGUCACAGUGCUACUCUCGGCUUGUACACAAUCUGCUAUGCCAGUACAUUGGCAGUGAAACCACUUGGUUCAAGAAGUACCCCACCAGUCGAUACAUUCCCAAGGUAAGUGUGAGGCUUGGUUAAAUGGGUAUUAAAGGACGAUCCACACGACGUGAAGUCCAGAAAAAGGGUUGGUGUUUUAAAUGUAUCUCCUAGAAUCACAUUGCAUGUUCAGCGGUUCAGUUUUGGCUAAAUAAUAUCUGUCUGUUUCUCGCUCUCCAGCUGCUGCACGAUGUGGGUCUGGUGGUAAGCCGCUGUCGCCUCCUGGGAGAAGAGAUCCACCUGAUGAAGAAGUGGGGCGCUCUGAGGCUGGACAUCCUGGACAUCAGCUGUGUGGACACACAGUAAGAUCACACACCAUAGAAAUACAACUCUUAGACUGGACACAUCCCCAUCAGACCACCAGAGAAUGUUGACUUAAAUGGGACUGUCCUUUCUAGGGAAUUUAAUAGAUAUAGUUACAUAUAACAGCUUUCUGAAUGCAAAACUACUUAUUUUUUGUCCUCUAUUUCAGAGUUCGAAUCCUGUUCUCCAGUCUCAAGUCAUUUGCCAAGUUUGAGAUGACUGUAGCUGUUACCUACGCCUACCCCUUCGGUCUCCUUCAUGUGCAAAACUUCCGAAAUCACAUUGGAAACGCAACGUAAGACUUAAUGUUUGUCUUCUCACGCACACACCUGUGUUUUGUUUCUAGUCUUAUUUGUACAUUGUUGCAACAAGGCACCUUUAAUAAUUCAUGUUUAUUCUAUACAGGAGAGACCAGGUGGAGGACAUUGUAUCAUCAGUAACACCAGCCAAGAACUACUUGACCAAGAUUGUCAAGAGGAUCCAUGAAAGUCUGCUGUGCUGAGACCAGUUCCAGUCAAUGGCUGUUGUGGUGCUACAUUCCAUGUAGUGAAUGAAAAUAUGUAUAUGUUUGUCAAUUCCAUUUAUUAAUAAUGUUCAAUAUCCCAUUUUCUUUUGUGUUAAUUUGACAUGUUUUCUACCAUAAGUUUUGAUGAUUUUUAUAAUUGUUGUUCAUAAGGGAUCAAUAGUCAUGUUUUGUAAUAGUUGGCCAUUACAAACCAUCUUUGAUGUAUUGCCUCUAGCAAAACUAUGGCGAGAAUUACAAUAACUGAAAAACGCUUGAAUACUACAUGAACAUUUGUCUUUGUUUAUUGCCUGAAUCAUUAUUAAAAUGUUACAACUUUUA